Molecule: messenger RNA, 2214 nt
Organism: Babesia bigemina
Lineage: Eukaryota; Apicomplexa; Aconoidasida; Piroplasmida; Babesiidae
Product: Polynucleotide 5'-hydroxyl-kinase NOL9
Exons: 9
Coding region: 1-2214 (737 amino acids)
Biological process (GO): cleavage in ITS2 between 5.8S rRNA and LSU-rRNA of tricistronic rRNA transcript (SSU-rRNA, 5.8S rRNA, LSU-rRNA)
Cellular component (GO): nucleus
Molecular function (GO): polynucleotide 5'-hydroxyl-kinase activity
Source: RefSeq, a predicted model, not a curated record
AUGCGGCAUGGGCUGCGCUUCGUCAGCGCCGCUGAGGCGCGACGCCGGCGGGUGACCUAUCGCACUAACUACGACACGCUCAAAGGGCGGAUACAGCUAACAGCACCAGAUAGUGACACAGCAGACGCCGUUUACGCCGAGAUUAUUGCCUUAGAACCGGGGGAGUGCCUGGCGCUGCGUAGCGCAUUCCACUUCAGAGUGCUGCGCGGUGCAGUAGAGUUUAACGGCCACGUAUACACCCCCAGAAGGAAUGCCUACACUAAGGCCAUCCUGCCCACAUGGUCGCCGCCGGAGCGGAUGCUUGCGCUGUGCAAAAGCGCCGACGUCGACCACGGGGAAGCGGAUGCCGCAGCAGCGGACCAGCCUGCGCAUUGCCGCACAUGUACAGGCAUACUGGCGGAGCACUUGCUAGGCGGCACGUGCUGUGCCGUACGUGCGCGCCUCCAGGAGGACGGAGCUCUCGCGGAAAGGCAUUUCAAUAUCGCAGCGGCCGACAGGAGGGGCGCCCAUUCUCAACCGGAUCCCGACUGCGGCGCACUCGAGUACUACACCGAGCAAAACCCGAACCUGGCAGGGGAUACGACCGUGGUGGCGCUUGUACCGCACACCAGCGCAUUUGGCACUGUGGACUUCAGGAGGCUGCUAGCGCCGCCAAGACCGCCCAAGAUUGUGGUGCCCGGGCUCCUGGAGGCUGCCCGUGAACUGUUGCUCGUCUGCGUCAGGGGCGAGCGCGCACCUGUGCUCAUGCUUCACGGAGACAAGAGCGCCGGCAAGUCGACUGCCGUUGUCUAUAUCGUCAACUACUUGCUGAACCAUCUCGACACAGUGGCGCUGCUGGACACGGAUGUCGGCCAGCCGAUUUUCGCACCACCCGGGACGAUAUCGCUCAAGUUCGUCACGGAGACCAUCAACGCGCCUCCACACUCGCUUCUGGCCGGACAACGGCCGGAUGCAGUCUACCUCUUGGGAGACGUAAAGGUGACCCGCCCCGAAAUGCUGCUGAGGCACGUCCACCGCUGCUUCGAAAUAUACACCACCGCGGUGGAGGACGACCGAAGCGUGCCGUUGAUAGUGAACACCUUCGGGUGGAUAUCAGGCAUGGGGUCCAAGAUCCUGGAGGGGAUCGCGGGAAUCACCAAGACCUCCGUGAUGCUAAAGCUGAACUCGAAGCACCCGAAUUCGGCCUCCCUUUACCCGGUGUCCACGCACGGCGAACUGGAACAAGCAAUACGAAGCAGCCUGGAUGUUGAGUCUGGCCCUGCCGAGAAUACAGAGAAUGCGCAGAACCAGGCGGUCACGAUGUACAAAAAGGUAGUUGAGGAGUGCGGCGCCACGCUGCCGUGGGAUGAAACGGGCUCGGUCGUCGUGGAGACCCUCUCGCAUUCGGUCGCGAAGUCCGUCGCCAUUGAAAUGGUUGAGCAGUUCAGAGCCAACUACAGGGAAUAUCCGUAUUGCGGCCUGAGCGCGUGGCAGCACCUGCGGGACAGCCGCGGCGAAACCAAGGCGGAUCCCACACCAAACGACCUGCGCUGGCUUAGAGCCUGCGCCAUGAUAAACCCAACCUUCGGAGAUGCCAUGCACUUCCCACAGCUGCAUCAGGAGGAAUUCUUCGGGGCAGUGAAGACGACGGCGUUCCGCAGGUACGUGCGCUACCCCGCCCUCUUCCGCUCCCCCAAACAAAUCCGGAUAAUGGCGGAACGGUACUCCUUUGUGGUACAAAUCAACACCCCGUUGGAGAAAAUGGAAGAGGUAUGCCCGGCCAUAGCAGGCAGCAUAGUGGCACUCUGCCGCGGCAGGUGCGAUCGCGUGUUUAGCAACGAAAUCGGAGGUGACUGGGAAUUCAUCACCUAUGUCUACGUGCAUUAUUUGAAUGCGGAGGACAUGACGAUGCUAGCAUCGCACUCUGAAAUCGACACCCCGGGACAGAUUCAUCGAGCCAACAUAGCGGUGCUGUGCCAAACCGUGGGAUUGGACGUAAUUCCCACCAGACUCUGCCCUAUGGCGAAAUUCCGCAGCAUUGAAGGCGGUGUGGAGCGCCUGGAUGUGCUGUGGAAGCCCAGGGAGCUGUCGACGUCGCAGUUCGUGCCUUUCCGAAGGAACAGCCUCCUCCACAUGGUCAACACACAGGGAGCUGGCAACUCGGCUGCAAAUUCGCGGAAAAACAUCAAACGACACCGGCAAGAACCGAGGAUGGACAAAUUCGGCAAUGUGUAG